Boeremia exigua is the source of this 597-nucleotide messenger RNA. RefSeq lists its product as uncharacterized. Lineage: Eukaryota; Fungi; Ascomycota; Dothideomycetes; Pleosporales; Didymellaceae. The transcript has a single exon. The coding region runs from base 1 to 597 and encodes 198 amino acids. The record is from RefSeq and is a predicted model, not a curated record.
AUGCUUUGCUCCAUUCUGUUGCUGGUCAGCAACGUCGCGAGCUCUCUUGCAGCCCAAAACCUUUCCGGGCAGCAACGUUCUGAGACAAGUUCUUUGCCAAAAAGCAACGAAGGGGACCGUGGGUCUGCGUUUCCAGCAAGGCAGCGAGACGAGACAUGGUGCCCACACAUGCUGCAGCUCGAGCGAAGAAAGCGGGAGCCAGAGUAUGUCGCUGCCAGCUUCUCUUCCAAGCCACCCUCCUCCCGUGCCCUUGUCUUGUGGCCAGCGGUAAUGUUGCAUAGCGUUUGGUUGUGUGGGCAGUUGAGUCCUCCCGCCCCGCAUUAUGGGGACGUUGCGUUUCCCUCGGUAUGUAGUCUCAAGGAGCGAGUUCGCGGGUGGAGGGUGUCAGCGGAGGGCGUCAGCGGAGGGUGUCAGCGGAGGGCGUCAGGGGACGACGUGGUGGCAAUGGACGGCCGUGGUCUUGAGCCGGCACAGCAACGCAACAGCAAGACUGCUGCGCAAAUGACUGCACACGAACGAGUACUUCGUGUGCCCUGCCCGUCCGUUGACGCCGCGCCAAGGAUGGCUUAUCGAUAUCAGCCUCAUCCUCCUGACUAA